This is a messenger RNA of Sinocyclocheilus rhinocerous, 4000 nucleotides long. Its product is annotated as collagen alpha-1(XV) chain-like. Lineage: Eukaryota; Metazoa; Chordata; Actinopteri; Cypriniformes; Cyprinidae. Bases 349 to 3765 code for a protein of 1138 amino acids. The record is from RefSeq and is a predicted model, not a curated record. The transcript has 38 exons. Gene Ontology annotation, biological process: extracellular matrix organization. Gene Ontology annotation, molecular function: extracellular matrix structural constituent conferring tensile strength.
CUACUGUACAUGAUAUCUUUAUCUUCUGGUAGAUGCACAAUACUUGUACAUUAUUCGUCUUAUGCAGCACAACCUGCCAUGCCAGACUUCAUAUAGAGAUUGCAUUCAUACACAGCAUCAUGAUGUGAAACAGCAGAUGAGCACUGUGCUGUUUGUGAGGUGGGCUUUGCAUCUGAAUGCGGAGGCUUGAGGAGGUGGGAGCUCUGCUUCAGCUCGGAGUCGGAUUUCAGUGUUUGAGGGAGUCUGGACGAACUGAGACUGCUUUGUUCGCGUGGAGCUGCUGGGUCCCGGCGGGUGUUCAGGAGAGGAGUCUCUGUCGGCGCGAGCGCUGCAGCUAUACCGCGCGUCAUGGGCCGAGCGAGCGACUCAGCGCUGAGCAGAGUGUGGUGCUGGAGUUUCAUCGCUGUGUGCAUCUGCUCUUCUGCCUCAGCCUUGCUGCACUUUGACUCAGAGCGGGCCUCGAGCGCUCAGCUGGACCUCACCGAGCUCAUCGGCGUUCCUCUGCCUCCGUCUGUGGCCUUCAUCACGGGCUUCGAGGGCUUCCCGGCGUACAACUUCGGCCCGGACGCUAACGUGGGCCGCCUGACGCGCUCCUUCAUCCCCGACCCGUUCUACCGCGACUUCUCCAUCAUCGUGACGGCCAAACCCAGCUCUCGGCGCGGAGGAGUGCUGUUCGCCGUCACAGACGCGCUGCAGAAGAUCGUCCAUCUGGGAGUGUCUCUGGCGCCGGUGGAGGACGGGUCCCAGCGCGUGGUUCUGUACUACACCGAGCCCGGGGCCGUGCACACGCAGGAGGCGGCUUCCUUCAAGAUGGGCGAUCUGACGGGCCGCUGGGCGCGCUUCACACUGACCGUACAGGGAGAGGAGGUGAGGCUGUACAUGGACUGUGAGGAGCACCAUCGCGUGGCCUUCCGCAGGAGUCCAGACCCACUCACCUUCCAGCCCAGCUCCGGCAUCUUCAUAGGGAACGCCGGGGGAACCAGGCUGGAGCGCUUUGUGGGCUCGAUCCAGCAGCUGCUGUUGACGGCGGAUCCCAGCGCUCCGAAUGAACAGUGUGAGGAGGACGAUCCUUACGCGUCUGGAUACGGCAGCGGUGACAGCAUCUACGAUGACACGGAGACUCCAGACGAGGUCAAGAAAGUGCUUGAAGAGAGAGAAUAUACGAUGCCGGAGGAUAUAGAGUCCGGUCCGAUGAGAGCGCCACCUACUGAAUCUCCCUCGUUCUUCACUGAGACGGAUGAUGAGGACCUGGAGGAAGGCUCUGGAGAGGACAUCAUCAUCAUCAGUGGUCCGAAAGAGCGGAUCAGAUCAGAAGGAGCUUCACAGGACAGAAAUGUCAUUACCAUGCAGAAAGGAGAGAAAGGAGAGCGAGGUCCACAAGGCCCUCCAGGACCCGCUGCUCCACACACACCAGGAGAGCCAGGGCCCCGGGGCCCGCAGGGGCCACCAGGACAAGACGGCCAGCCUGGUGAUCCAGCGAAAGAUGGCGCUCCGGGAGAGGCUGGACCUCCGGGAUUCCCGGGCCUUCCUGGAGAUCCGGGUCCCAAAGGUGACAAGGGUGAUCCUGGUGUGGGCAUCCCGGGGCCGCCUGGACCUCCCGGACCGCCAGGGACAUUCAAGUAUCCGGACGGCAUCGACGGCUCCGGAUCAAGCGAUCUGGAUUUGGACAGCGACACAGAGCUGAUACGGGGUCCUCCAGGGCCGCCGGGGCCACCGGGCCGUCCAGGACCUCCGGGCCCUUCUGUCGGAGCUCAGCCGGGGCCGAUCGGGCCUCCAGGAGCUCCUGGAAAAGACGGGGAGACGGGGAAGCCUGGACUCCCGGGUGAAAAUGGGCGAGACGGACAAACAGGCAAAGAAGGAGAGAAAGGACGGAAAGGUGAACCAGGUUUACCUGGAAUCAUGGGACCAAAGGGGGAUGCAGGCCAGCCGGGGCUCCCAGGACAGACGGGAUCUGAGGGCCCCAGGGGUCAGCCGGGCCCUCCGGGGCCUCCGGGAAAAGGCUUCAGCUUUGACAUGAUGGAUUUGGAGGGGUCGGGUCUGGAUGGAAGCAGUGGUUUCAGACCUGUUCUGCCCAGAGGACCACCUGGUCUUCCUGGGCUCCCAGGACCUCCAGGGCCACAGGGGAAAGAAGGAGCCGUCGGCCCUCUGGGUGUUUCAGUGAAGGGACCAAGGGGUCUGAAGGGUGAUACCGGGGCCCCGGGGGUUCAGGGGCCUCCAGGAUUAAUGGGUCAGAAAGGAGAGCCGGGGAUUGUGUCUAGAGUUCAUGCGCCGCAGGGAGCGAAAGGACUGAAGGGAGACUGCGGCGUUCCUGGAGCUCUGGGUCAAACGGGCCCCAUCGGACCCACUGGACCAAAGGGCGAGUUUGGAUUUCCAGGACGUUCAGGUCGUCCAGGAAUUAACGGCCGUAAGGGUGAAAAAGGAGAUUCUGUCGGUUUACCUGGCCCGCCGGGGCCGCCGGGGCCUCCAGGACGAGCGGGAAUCUUCAGCUGUCCUAACGGAACCGUGUUUCCAGUCCCUCCUCGACCCGGCUGCAAAAUACCCGUUAACAGUGAUUCUACACAAGAGGGCGCCAGCAGCUCAUCGUCUGGACAGGAGAGAGCUCUGCCAUCAUCAUCAUCAUCAUCCUCCUCCGGCGACACACUGGGAACCAAAGUCACGGCUGGUAAAGGUGACCAGGGUUUCAGAGGAGAGAAAGGAGAAGCUGGGAUGCCAGGGCUGCCGGGGAGAUCAGGUUCAGCACAGGGACCUAAAGGAGAAUCUGUUGUUGGACCCCCUGGUCAUCCAGGACCACGAGGACCCCCUGGUGCACCGGGUUUCGGGAGAAGUGGCGUCGCUGGACCUCCUGGACCGCCAGGGCCUCCCGGACCUCCUGGACAACACGGAUCUGGCUUGAUGAUCCCUGGCCCUCCUGGACCCCCCGGGCCCCCGGGACGAGCCGCUGAGGCCUCCAGUGCCGUCAGGAAGUAUGUGAGUCUGCAGGCCAUGAGACAGCAGUCGUCUGUGGUCGAGGACGGGACGCUGUCUUUCGUUAUUGACACUAGUAAACUCUAUAUAAAGGUUCCAGGAGGCUGGAGAGAGGUUCAGCUCGGCGGGCUGAUUGAGAUGUAUUCGUCCCCCGUCCUCUCACAGGAUGAUGCUGAACCCCUGAUUCUGACCCCACAAAUCAGCCACACACCCAAAAUACACACCGGAAACGCACUGAGGUUGGUGGCUCUCAACACGCCGCUGACGGGAAACCUGGGCUCCAUCCACUCGGUUAAUAAACUGUGCAGGACUCAAGCUCAAGCCAUGGGCAUCAGAGACGACUACAAGGCCUUCCUCUCACACCACCUACAGGACCUGAUUGACACCGUGCAGCCCAUGUACCGAACAAACUCACCGAUCGUCAACCUGAGGGGUGAGCUCCUGUUCAAGAACUGGGACAGCAUCUUCUCCAGCCCCCUCCUCCCCCCCGGCGUCCCGCUGUACUCCUUCGACGGCCGAGACGUGAUGAGCGACCCCUUCUGGCCUCAGAAGGCGGUGUGGCACGGCUCUUCAGAGAGAGGCAAGCGUCUGUCCGCUCUGAACUGUGAGUCGUGGAGAGCGGGUGACGUGGCCAUCACCGGUCAAGCGUCGUUCCUCUACAGCGGCUUACUGAACCAGCAAACACGCAGCUGCUCCAACCGCUUCAUCGUGCUGUGCAUCGAGACCAGCCACGACCAUCAAACCCUCCAGGAGCUCCACAAGGCACAGGAUCGCCACAGAAGAUGGUUCCACGGAUCCUGAAGCCCUCGGCGUCUGACGGAGGACCCAUCGAGCUCAGGCUGUGGCCACAUGAACUUUAACACAACCAAAGCCAUGGCUCUAGAAUGUAAAGUGUAUUGGCCGAUUCCCAGUGUUGGACUGCGGAGACUGUGCCGUCAUUUGUAUGCACUGUACUUUUCAUAUUGUAUUUUUUGUAUUUUCCAAAGAAAAGUCUUUUUUGAUCACGUCAUUUAUUUGUUUCUUAUUCUGUUUGUAU